AUGAUAAUAAUAUCAUAGGGUGCGAGAAGGAUUAAGUUACUAUAACUCCAAAAAAAUUAGGCUAAUUCUAAUUAGUAGUUUAUGACUUAUCCUUAAAUUACAGUGUGUCAGCAACCCUUAAUUUAAUAGAUCACUGUAGUUGGAAAUUCAAUCAGCGCAACCUCUACAUUCCAUUAUUAUAAGAAAUAGGUGCAUGUGACAACUUGGACUCCUCUUCGUUUGAUUGAUUCCCAUGGAUUCGGCAAUAUUAACCAAGUCAAUAAUUAGUUUUUGAUCACUCCAAAUAAAGAAGGCUUAUUCAAGUUAUAAACACAAUACGACUCAAUCAACUCUAAUCAAGUUGAUUUGAAGGUUAUACCCAAGUUAUAAGCUGAAACUGUCUACAUGCCAACUGAAUGUGAGACUCAUGUGUUGUUCCCCUCCUACUCUUAAUUCACUUAUUCAGCCAUUUCCAAUGAGGAUUUAGAAACUUCAGUUAGCUAGAACAUUGUCACUAUCAAAUCUAAAAAGAGGAAUGGAAAUUAUUUUGUCACUGUGUUCUUAAGAUAGUCUAAUAUUCUGAUAGAUUCAGUCGAUGUACCAGUAGUAGUAAAUAAACCCAAUAGGGCUAUUUUACACUAUGGUAGGAAAAUUGAAUUAGGUUCAUCAGUAAGAAUAGUGGCUGACUUCCUUAUACAGGAUCAUUAGAUGAACCUUUGUUUGUGUCCAACACACAAGAUACAUUGGUAUCUAGAUGAGAAAUUGGUUCAGACAGCUCCAAAUUCUUUGGGACUUUCAGUUUCCACAGUUGUGGCUGGAAAAAUUACUAUUAAAAUCAAGGCCUAUGAUUUAGAGGCUUAGACUCUACUUGAAGUAGAAAGAUUGAAUUCCUAUACUAGAAACUUAUUUAUUAAUACCAAGGCCUUGUACCAUGUUCCUCUUCUGGUUCCUACCAACAGCAGAUUAGCUUUGGGAUAAGAAAUAAAGAGUGUUGGAUAAUUGAAUAUGAAUCCACCUAACAUUAUUGAAAGUGAUAGCAUCACUUUGUAGCCUCAAUUAUUGUUAGCCACAACUCCCAUGUUAAUACAAGUAGAAGAAAUCUAUCAAAUGUAUCCGAUGUCGGAAUUUGUGAAUUUGAAAGUCGAUGAAAAAUUAGAAAUUCAAAUUGCAUACUUGAAUUAGGAAGGAUAUCAAUACGAUGAUAUUGAAGACAAUAAGCUUGAGGUUCUAGGAUACACUAGACACAUUGUGUAGAUUAAGGUGAAUAAGAAUGGAAUUGAAAUUUAGGGUUUGGAUUAAGGAUUUGCAUUGAUCAAGUUGAGUUGUGUGGGAGCCACCUUGUUGUAAAAGAAAGCAUAUCUUGGAUCCACAAUCACUUACAAGAUGGACAAUUCAGAGAAACCAAUAUGGAAUUCAAAUUGUGGUAGUUUCAAGGGCAAUCAGUUAACAAUCGAAAAGGAAUUGAAUGAAUGCUUUGUUGAGGUCAAUGAUUAAGGUAACAAAUUCAAGGCUGGACUCGAGGUCAUCAGACCAUCACAUAUAAUUAUUGAGUCAAACAAAGUGGAUAAUCAUUUGAACAUCAAAUUAAAUGUCAAUCCCAAAAUACAGCAAUCUGAUUAAAUCAAUCCAAACUUUGAAAUCAAAAUCGAAGUCGAUUAACCUCAAUGGUUUGAAUUAGUAAAAACUGACAAUCUCUAUGAAUAUAAUAUCAAACCCAUUAUUGCUUAAGAUACUACUCCCAUGCCUAAGAAGGUGAAGGUUAAUGCAUUCAUCUCUAAUCAGUUCAUUUAAUUGGAUGGCAGCAAAGAAAUCACUUAUGAAAGAGAAUUCUAUCUUCCCAACAAGGAAAUAUUUAUUUAAAAUAGCCAGCCAAUCUAAACUCUAAGUAUUCCUUACUAUAGAAACAUUGAGAAGACCUAUCAAGAGAACCAUUUGUAAGGAUUGAUCACAACCUAAUUUUCUCAAGGUCGAGUUGAGAUUGUGUUUGAUUUUAGUCAGUGUCACGAACCUACUGAAGGAGAUGUUUAUUUUGAAAAUGGAUAAAAAAUAAGAGUCAAAUUUGUAUAAGAGUCGAACUACGAAUUAAUAAUAUUUUUAGCUGCACUAGUCUUCUUUAUCUUAGUAUUAAUGAAUUAUUUCAGAUGA
Messenger RNA from Paramecium tetraurelia, 2124 nucleotides. RefSeq lists its product as uncharacterized. Lineage: Eukaryota; Ciliophora; Oligohymenophorea; Peniculida; Parameciidae. The transcript has 4 exons. The record is from RefSeq and is a predicted model, not a curated record.